Pecten maximus is the source of this 669-nucleotide messenger RNA. Its product is annotated as perlucin-like protein. The record is from RefSeq and is a predicted model, not a curated record. Gene Ontology annotation, cellular component: external side of plasma membrane. Gene Ontology annotation, biological process: biological process involved in interspecies interaction between organisms. Gene Ontology annotation, molecular function: carbohydrate binding. The coding region runs from base 102 to 623 and encodes 173 amino acids. Lineage: Eukaryota; Metazoa; Mollusca; Bivalvia; Pectinida; Pectinidae. The transcript is spliced from 5 exons.
AUGGACAUUUCGUCCAGACAAAUAUACACACAUAAUGGCGGGGACGACAUGGGAACUACGCCAGUUGUUGGACACUGGACACAUUAGACGGAGGAGAAAUCAUGCGAACCUUCAUUGUUCUACUGUUAUGUGGAUUGUGCCUGGCGUCCCCUGCCUGUGAUCCGGGCUGGACACAGUUUAAAGAGAACUGUCUGUGGUUCAGUCAUUCGACCAAGACGUGGCUCUCUGCUGAGCAUGACUGCCGUGAACAUGGAGGCUGGUUGAUGUCAGAUGACAACGCAGAAAAACACGACUACCUCUCCACCCUCGUAUACGCGUUUAAAGGUUUCCAUUUUAAUAAAUUCUUCAUUGGUGGGACUGACACGGCCUUUGAGAAUCAAUGGCGAUGGUUGGAGACUGGUGUCAAUGUCGGUCCUUUCACAAGAUGGGGAACGGGAGAGCCGGACGGAAACAGCUCCAAGAAUUGUCUAGCUCUGAAGUGGGAGAAUGACCGAGACCUGGUAUGGUCAGACGAGUCAUGUGGCCAUGCUGCCACCCACCACCAUCAUGGUCAUGGCCUUUUAAACUACAUCUGUGAAAAAGCUGUCAACAAUUCCGGGUCAAUGGUGAUCGGUCGCCGUUGAUUAGAAUGUCAUCGUUAUAGUUAAUAAAACAAAGGCGGGAUAUCCA